AUCAGUUCUUAGCAACCUCUACCACACACACACACACACACGCACGCACACGCACACCCCUGCACGCUCGCACACGCACUGCUCCACCCCACAUCCACCUUCCUCGACUGGCUGGGCUUGUUAGAGCUCACGCCCGUACCUGUUUGCUAGUUUGCUGAGACACCUGUCAGGGACGACAGAGUUUUCUACUGCUCACUUCGGCCACACUCAGCUGUGUGAAGAGUGCCCAGUUGGAUAUAAGGGUUGAACAGGUUGCCUGUAGGGGAAAGCACAGAGAUCCCAGCAGAAGAAACAUGUCAAGCGAGGGAGACCGAGCAUCUGUGCUUCGCACCACCAAAGUACGAACAAAGCUGAGGGGAGACGGCAGCUGGCUGCAGCGCCAAGAUGAACCUCGGGCUGAAACUCCGGAGGAGGAAAAGCCAUGGUUGGCAGAAGUUAGAGCCAGGCGUUUGAACGGAGCUCCCAUUGAAACGAGCCCAGUUUCCUCGCCAGUAAAGUCCACGCCGCCACCGAUAAAGUCUGACACUGAGAGUAAGCCAGCAACAGAAGGAUACCUGAUCAGAGGUGUUUUUACUAAACUAGAAAAGACCGUUUCAACUCCAUCAUAUAAUGGCACGAGCAUACCAAAAACAUUCACUAAAAAGCCUUCAGAGACCUACAAGAGGAUAGCCCCUCACAUUGUGAGGAACACUUCAGAGAAGCCCGAGGGCCAGCUCAGCUUCGAGGAGCAGGAGCGACGGACGGAGGCUGCCCUUCAUGUUAUGAAGACAAAAGCAAACACAAGGCGAUCCUAUGUUAUGUCUGCCGCUAAGCGAUAUGAGACUAAAGAUACACCACCUGACACUUCUUUGGCCACCAGCAGUCCUUCAUAUGUGGCUAAAAGGGUGGAGAUUUUUGAUGACGCCGGAAGCGCGGUGGAGCCAUCGUCCGCUGUCCCUCCCACAUCUGCUGCCUCUGCUCCUGCACCCAAACAGCAGACACUCUCCAGUGUCGACACAAUUGCGGCCUUGUCCGACACCCUCAUUUCUGUGGACACAAACCCUAGCAGCGCUGAGAACAACAAGCAAGAGCUGGCGGAGGAAGAAGGAGGCCCGGUGGACAGUCCCACCCCAGAGGACAGUGCUGAACAGGAGCCAGAUACAGCACCCAGAGACGGCGAACCAAUAACAGGCGAUCUCCUGGGUUUCGGUGAUGGUCCAGAAGAACCAACGGAGCCGGCUCCAUGCAGCCCUGGACGCUGGAGUCAGGAUCUACUCACUGGAGUUGGCAGCCUCAGCAUGCAGCAGCAGGAGGAGGAGAAGCAGACGGAUGAGACAGCCGUGGAAGCACAAAGCUCGGCUGAUCCGUUUGAUCCAAAUCCGAUAGGGACUGCAUCCCAUAACAGCCCCCCUGACCUGUUUAAGCCCUCCGCUGAUGUUUCCAUCAACAGUUCAGCAACAACGGAGGAGACGAUGGAACGUCCAAGUCCAGAAGUGCUCAGUUACCCAGUGAAUAUGCCAUUGACUCAUGUUACACCAGUGGGAGUUGAACAAGUCAUCUUGAAGAUAAUUCCAAGCAAAGAGGAGCCUAAGAACAAUGCGGAGGAAGAGGAGAAAGUAGAAGAGGAAGAGCUGCUCAGUGUGGUGGAGAAACAACUCCACCUCUACUUUCUCCAGGAGGAGAAAGUAGAAGAGCAAGAGGAUAAUGAGAAGGAGGAGGACGACAAAGUACAAGAGGAAGAGGAGAAUGAGGAGAAAGUAGAAGAGAAUGAGGAGGACACAGUACAAGAGGAAGAGGAGCAUCAGGAGGAGGAGAAAGCAGAAGAAGAGGAGAAUGAGGAGGGGAAAGUAGAUGAGGAGGAUGAUGAUAAGGAGGAACAGAACGUAAAAGAGGAUGAGGAGGAAGAUCAGAAAGUAGAAGAGGAAGAGGAGUCUAAGGAAGAAGAGGAAGAUGAGGCGACAGAAGAGGAUGAGGACCAAGAUGAAGAAAGCUCUCAGGGUUCCUGGACCACCACAUGGGAAAUCCCUCAUGAGACAAGCACAGAGGAGAGCCACGAAGCCGAGGCAGAGGACAGGGCUGGAGAUCAGCAGACUGUGAUCAUGUUUGAGAGAAAGUCCACUGUGAGUGACUCCCCUUGGGAUAAAUGGAUGUCCCCCACCGUUUAUACCAUCUCCACUGGGUCGGGAGAUGGCGAUGAGGAGGAAGUAGAGGAGGAAGAACGGCCAGCUGUGGUAGUGGAAGAGCGACGGGUCCCAACACCGGAGCCGGAAAGCAAAAAGCCUUUUGUGUAUGUGAAGGAGUACGUCGACGCGAGUGAGUCUUUGCUCAAUCUCAGGGACCCACUCAAUGGGUCAGACGAUUUAGCAUCAAGCACCAUCAGUUACUCGUACAGCAGCCCCUCUAGCUACACCAGGGUCUCCCUGUCGUCCACCUGCACGUACUGCGGAAAGCAGGUGGGCAACGACGCCAAGAUCAGCAUCGAGCAUCUCAAUAUUAACAGCCACCCUGAGUGCUUCCAGUGUGAUGUGUGCAGUAGGCCUAUGGGAGACCUUCUCCACAGUAUGUUCCUGCACAACAAAAAGGUCCACUGCGAGAGCUGUUACGCCACCGUUAUUUAAUCCUCGGAGCUUUUCAUCACCUCCUUCUCCCCCCUCAUUCAUGUUCAUUUGCAUAAUAAGUGAGAACUGCUCUGAAGUUUGCACCGAUUUCUUUCUUACUUUGCUGUAACACAUUUUAAAGUGAUAUAUAAAAAAACCCAACUGGAAUUGUCAGUAUGAUAGCGUCAUGUUGAACAGUCUAUUUUUUUUUGGGGGGGAUGUAAUAUUAUUUGUGUGUCAGUUACAAUGAAGGAUGUGUUUUAUAUGUUUUUUUUUAAUGUAAAGUUUCACAAUAUCAGGUGGGCUUGGACGAUGUCAUUUGAUAACAGGAGGCUCGCUAUGUUUGAAAAUCUUUUUGCUUGUUUUACUCAUCUCGAUACAAAAUAGUGUGUUGAAAUGUACAAUGCGUUGCUAACAAAAUAAAACGACUUACAAAAUCCUGGUA
Messenger RNA from Gambusia affinis (western mosquitofish), 3021 nucleotides. It is a transcript of the gene znf185, whose product is annotated as zinc finger protein 185 with LIM domain. The record is from RefSeq and is a predicted model, not a curated record. The coding region runs from base 294 to 2597 and encodes 767 amino acids. Lineage: Eukaryota; Metazoa; Chordata; Actinopteri; Cyprinodontiformes; Poeciliidae. The transcript is spliced from 28 exons.